CCCCGGCGGGGCGCGGGGCGCAGGACAGGGCACCCAAGCCUGGUAGCGCGGCCGCAGCGGGCGGGAGCUUGCUCGCCACGACCGGGACACGCGCAGAGUCCGCGGCGGCGGCCGGAGAGGGGCACCGCGCCGGGCAAGCCGAGCAAAGGACCCACCACGGGCCCCUGCUGAUGAUGAACAAGAUGAAGAACUUCAAAAGAAGACUUUCCCUAUCCGUGCCCCGCCCAGAGACCAUUGAGGAGUCAUUGGCUGAGUUCACGGAGCAGUUCAACCAGCUCCACACCCAGAGGAAAGAGGAUGGCGGGGAUGAGCCUGGGCAGCUGUCCCCUGGCAUGCAGUAUCAACAACGGCAGAGCCAGCGCCGCUUCUCCAUGGAGGACCUCAACAAGAGGCUCUCUCUGCCCAUGGAUAUCCGCCUACCCCAGGAAUUCCUGCAGAAGCUACAGCUGGAGAGCCCAGGGCUGCCCAAGCCGCUCACCCGCAUGUCCCGCCGUGCCUCUCUGUCAGAUAUCGGCUUUGGGAAACUGGAAACGUAUGUGAAACUGGACAAGCUGGGGGAGGGUACCUAUGCCACCGUCUUCAAGGGGCGCAGCAAGCUGACAGAGAACCUUGUGGCCCUGAAGGAGAUCCGGCUGGAACACGAGGAGGGGGCGCCCUGCACUGCUAUCCGAGAGGUGUCUCUGCUGAAGGACCUGAAACACGCCAAUAUUGUGACCCUGCAUGACCUCAUUCACACAGACCGGUCCCUCACCCUGGUGUUUGAAUACCUGGACAGUGACCUGAAACAGUAUCUGGACCACUGUGGAAACCUCAUGAACACGUACAAUGUCAAGAUCUUCAUGUUCCAGUUGCUCCGGGGCCUGGCCUACUGCCACCGCCGCAAGAUCCUGCACCGGGACCUAAAGCCUCAGAACCUGCUCAUCAAUGAGAGGGGCGAGCUGAAGCUGGCCGACUUUGGCCUGGCCAGGGCCAAAUCAGUGCCUACAAAGACCUAUUCCAAUGAGGUGGUGACCCUCUGGUACAGGCCCCCAGAUGUGCUGCUGGGAUCCACGGAGUACUCCACUCCCAUUGACAUGUGGGGCGUAGGCUGCAUCCUCUAUGAGAUGGCCACCGGGAAGCCCCUCUUCCCAGGCUCAACUGUCAAGGAGGAGUUGCACCUCAUCUUCCGGCUCUUGGGGACUCCUACAGAAGAGACGUGGCCGGGUGUGACGUCCAUCUCCGAGUUUCGAGCCUACAACUUCCCCCGGUACCUGCCACAGCCGCUGCUCAGCCACGCUCCCAGGUUGGAUACUGAAGGCAUCAACCUCCUGACCAGCCUUCUCCUGUACGAAUCCAAGCGUCGCAUGUCAGCAGAGGCAGCCCUCAAUCACCCCUACUUCCAGUCUCUGGGAGAACGCGUACACCAGCUGGAUGACACCGCCUCCAUCUUCUCCCUGAAGGAGAUUCAGCUCCAAAAGGACCCAGGCUACCGCGGCCUGGCCUUCCAGCACCCAGGGCGAGGGAAGAGCCGGAGGCAGAGCCUCUUCUGAGCCCCGCCCACCCUGCUGCAGCCCUAGGGCUGAGAGGCCACGUGGAACAUGAAUUCAGGAAGUAUGGGGCCUGUGUGGCCAUCAGAGGGCUGAACAAUGAACGCCUGUGGCUGGUCUGGAGGACCACUUGGCAGCCCUGUUGGUAGCAGUCGCUUCCUUUCCUUGCUUACCACACACACCUCUGUGAGGGCCUCUCCCCAGGACACCAUCCCGUUUGUC
Acomys russatus (golden spiny mouse) is the source of this 1748-nucleotide messenger RNA. RefSeq names its product cyclin dependent kinase 18 (gene Cdk18). Gene Ontology annotation, biological process: protein phosphorylation. Gene Ontology annotation, molecular function: ATP binding; protein kinase activity. The record is from RefSeq and is a predicted model, not a curated record. Gene Ontology annotation, cellular component: cytoplasm; nucleus. Bases 171 to 1529 code for a protein of 452 amino acids. Lineage: Eukaryota; Metazoa; Chordata; Mammalia; Rodentia; Muridae. The transcript has 16 exons.